GGGGGCGUCGCGAUGCUGCUGCGCCUGCUGCUGGCCUGGGCGGCCGCGGUGCCCUCGCUGGGCCAGGCCCCCUGGGCCACCGAGCCCCGCGCUGCCUGCGGCCAGGGCAGCUGCUACGCGCUCUUCCCGCGGCGCCGCACCUUCCUGGAGGCCUGGCGGGCCUGCCGCGAGUUGGGGGGUGACCUGGCCACUCCGCGGACCCCUGAGGAGGCCCAGCGCGUGGACAGCCUGGUGGGUGCCGGCCCGGCCAGCCGGCUGCUGUGGAUUGGGCUGCAGCGGCAGGCCCGGCAAUGCCAGCCGCAGCGCCCCCUGCGCGGCUUCACGUGGACCACAGGGGACCAGGACACAGCUUUCACCAACUGGGCCCAGCCGGCCACCGGGGCGCCCUGCCCGGCCCAGCGCUGUGCGGCCCUGGAGGCGGGCGGCGAGCAUCGCUGGCUCGAGGGCUCGUGCACGCUGGCUGUUGACGGCUACCUGUGCCAGUUCGGCUUCGAGGGCUCCUGCCCAGCGCUGCUGGAUGAGGCAGGCCAGGCCGGGCCAGCUGUCUACACCACACCCUUCCACCUGGUCUCCACCGAGUUUGAGUGGCUGCCCUACGGCUCGGUGGCUGCCGUGCCAUGCCAGGCUGGCAGAGAAGCCUCUCUGCUCUGCGUGAAGCGGCCCGAUGGUGGCGUGGGCUGGUCGCGGGCUGGGCCCUUGUGCCCGGGGACCGGCUGCGGCCCGGACAAUGGGGGCUGCGAACACGAGUGCGUGGAGGAGGUGGAUGGUCGUGUGUCCUGUCGCUGCUCUGAAGGCUUCCGGCUGGCAGCAGACGGGCAUAGCUGUGAGGAUCCCUGUGCCCAUGCCCCGUGUGAGCAGCAGUGUGAGCCUGGUGGGCCACAGGGCUACAGCUGCCACUGUCGCCUGGGUUUCCGGCCAGCCGAGGAUGAGCCGCAUCGCUGCGUGGACACAGAUGAGUGCCAGAUCGCUGGCGUGUGCCAGCAGAUGUGCGUCAACUACAUUGGUGGCUUCGAGUGCUACUGCAGUGAGGGCCACGAGCUAGAGGCUGAUGGCAUCAGCUGCAGUCCUGCUGGGGCCAUGGGUGCUCGGGCUUCCCAGGACCUUGGGGACAAGUUGCUGGAUAUGGAGGAGGAUGAAGAGGAUGAAGAUGAGGCCUGGGAGGCCUUCAAUGGUGGCUGGACAGAGAUGCCUGAGAUCCCAUGGAUGGAGGCCACGCAUCUGCCUGACUUUGGCCUGGCCUACAGACCCAGCUUCCCAGAGGAUGGAGAGCCGCCGAUGCCCUACCUGGACCCCACCUGGCCACCCCCGCUUAGUGCCCCCAGGGUCCCCUACCACUCUUCAGUGCUCUCUGUCACCCGGCCCGUGGUGGUCUCUGCCACGCGCCCCACACUGCCCUCUGCCCACCAACCCCCUAUUAUCUCUGUCACACGCCCACCCCUGGCCCCUGCCCCUCAGCCCCCCAUGAUCCCUGCCGUGCACCCAGCUCUGCCCCGUGACCAUCAGUUCUCCAUGAUCUCAGCCAGCUAUCCAGACUUGCCCUCUGCCCACAAACCCCCCAUCAUCUCUGCCACUCACCCAGCACGGCCCCCUGCCCACCAGCUCCCCAUUAGCUCAGCCAGAUAUCCUGAACUCUCCCCUGCCCACCAGCCCCCCAGGCUUCCAGUCACCCAGGUCCCUGAUACCCAGACCACUACUCAUUUGCCUCGAAUCCCAGCUAAGCACACCCCUCUGGUCACCACCUCCAGUGCCCAUCAAGCCCCUGUGACCCAAGAUGUCCCAGUCCUCAAAGCCCAGGCCACCCACCUUCCCAUUACCUCAGCUGUCCAGCCCCCUCUGACCACUACCUCCAGGUCCCGUGUGCCCCCUGCCCAUCAAGUCCCUGUGCCUGCUGCCACCCUGCCCCCAGCCCCCCACAUUCCCCUGCCCUCUCAGAGCCCCACUAACCAGACCUCCCUCACCAGCCCUACACACCCCCAUUCCAAAGCCCCACAAGUCCCAAGGGAAGGUGCCCCUGACCUCAAGCUGGCCCCAUGGCUGCCCUCAGUGGCCCCCACAGCAGCCCCCACAGCCCUGGGAGACGGCAGUCUGGCAGGGCACAGCCGGAGGGAUGACCGGUGGCUGCUGGUGGCACUCCUAGUGCCAACAUGCAUCUUCUUGGUGGUCCUACUCGCACUGGGCAUCGUGUACUGCACCCGCUGUGGCCCCCACGCGCCCAACAAGCGCGUCACGGACUGCUAUCGCUGGGUCACCCACGCUGGGGGCAAGGGCCCAACAGAACCCGCGCCCCACCGGGGCAGCCUCACAGGGGUGCAGACCUGCAGAACCAGCGUGUGAUGGGGCACAGCCCCCCUCUGCGGGGUGGAGGUAAGGAGCCUGUGUUGGACACAUGCGUCAGGCUGCACCAGGGACCCAUGGGGGCUGACCAGCUGGACAGAGGGCUUCCUGCUCCCCCGGGCCCAGCCAGGCUCCUCUCUCAGUCAACCACUAGACUUGACUCUCUGGAACUUUGCUCCCCGCCCCAGCACUCACGAGAGAGGAGAUGCUGAGGCCCCCAGGACCUCAGGGGGUGGGUGCUGGGCUCUGCUCCAAUAAACAGGGUGCCAACCUC
Equus quagga is the source of this 2608-nucleotide messenger RNA. RefSeq names its product CD248 molecule (gene CD248). Gene Ontology annotation, cellular component: extracellular matrix; external side of plasma membrane. The record is from RefSeq and is a predicted model, not a curated record. NCBI's taxonomy places the organism in Eukaryota, Metazoa, Chordata, Mammalia, Perissodactyla, Equidae. The transcript has a single exon. The coding region runs from base 13 to 2334 and encodes 773 amino acids. Gene Ontology annotation, biological process: cell migration. Gene Ontology annotation, molecular function: calcium ion binding; extracellular matrix binding; extracellular matrix protein binding.